AUGCUGCACGCGAAGUCCUUGUUCCUGACUGUCAUGGGCCUAGCUGCCUGCGGUCAGGCAGCCAAGGUUCACUUUGAUCUUGACCUUACAUGGCAGAGGGGCUCACCCAACGGAGUCGAGAGGGAUAUGAUCUUUAUCAAUGAUCGCUUUCCAGGCCCACCAUUGAUCCUGGAUGAAGGAGAUGAAGUCACAAUCGAGGUGACCAAUCACUUGCCAUUCAAUACAUCUGUCCAUUUCCAUGGCAUUGAACAAUUCAACACCCCAUGGGCGGAUGGAGUAUCAGGUCUAUCGCAAUGGGCGAUAAAGCCUGGUGAGAAAUACCGGUACCAGUGGAAAGCUACAACCUAUGGCACAUACUGGUAUCAUGCCCACGACAAAGACAGAAUAAUGGACGGUCUCUACGGUGGCAUUCGUAUUCGCCCAUCUGCCGACCGAGACUCUCCAUUCUCAAUGAUCUCCAAUGACCCUGCCGAUAUCCAGGCCAUGACCAAGGCUGCUCAUGAUGCCCAGUUGGUCAUAAUGUCUGACUGGGACCAUCUCGCAUCCGACGACUACAUGAAUGCCUUGAAAAGCUCGGGAUACGAUAUUUUUUGCUCAGACAGCAUUCUCAUCGACGGAGCAGGCUCUGUAUACUGCAAAGAUCCUGACUAUUUGACCAACCUCCAGCCACCUCAAGUAAGAGCGGUCGUUAGUGAGCCUUUGACAGAUAAAGGAUGCGACCCGUUCAUGGCUGUUCUACAAGGUAACUGGGAACACCACCCAGAGCUACUUCCUGCGGGAUUGAACUCCGGAUGCGUGCCUAGCGAGGGCCCAACUUCCGCCUUUGAAGUGUCACCUGAAGCUAGAUGGGCCAGUCUCAACUUCAUCAGUGCAGCAAGUCUCAAAUCGCUGAUCUUUUCCAUUGAUGAGCACCCAAUGUAUAUCUACGAGGUAGAUGGACGUUACAUUGAGCCGCAGCUUGCGCAUCAGGUUUCAAUUUAUAACGGAGAGCGUUACUCUGCUAUGAUCAAACUGGAUAAGGAACCUGGCAGCUACACGAUCCGGGUCGCUGGUCACGAUAACCAGGUCAUCUCUGGCUACGCCACUCUUUCCUACAAGGGCGGCGAACAAAACACGCGUGAAUCAACCGCAUACAUUGACUACGGUGGUAGUAACACUACAGCCUCUGUCAUUGAUCUUGAUACCAGAAAUCUGCCACCAUAUCCUGCUAUCCUGCCCGCGGAGGAUAGUGACGAUUUCCAUCUUCUAACCCUCGGGCGGAUCAACUCAUCUUGGGAAUGGACUUUGGACGGAACAACCUUCCUGCCUGCUAAUCUGAAUGAGAUGGAGCCAGUCAUCCUCAAUCCCAAAGCACCCGGCUUGGAUUCUGCGCUCAAGAUUGAGACCCUGAAUGGUUCUUGGGUAGACAUUGUGUUCCAGCUCGCCAUCCCAGAGCCAACCAAGCUUCAGCCACCACACCCCAUGCACAAGCAUUCUAAUAAGGCAUUUGUGAUUGGCAGUGCAAUGGGCAACUUUGAGUGGAACUCUAUUGCGGAAGCAAAAGAAAGCAGUCCGGACAGCUUCUUCAAAACGCCUGUCUACCGGGAUACGUUUGUUACUGCGCCAAAUGGAGUAGCCUGGAUCGCUAUUCGUUAUCAAGUUGUGAACCCAGGUCCAUUCCUCUUGCAUUGCCAUAUGGAGACGCACUUCAUGUCGGGAAUGGGAAUGAUUUUGCUAGAUGGUGUGGAUGCUUGGCCUGAAGUUCCUCCUCAGCAUCUAUAG
Penicillium nucicola is the source of this 1761-nucleotide messenger RNA. It is a transcript of the gene abr2, whose product is annotated as laccase abr2. Lineage: Eukaryota; Fungi; Ascomycota; Eurotiomycetes; Eurotiales; Aspergillaceae. The transcript is spliced from 6 exons. Gene Ontology annotation, molecular function: oxidoreductase activity; copper ion binding. The coding region runs from base 1 to 1761 and encodes 586 amino acids. The record is from RefSeq and is a predicted model, not a curated record.